Molecule: messenger RNA, 3389 nt
Organism: Lethenteron reissneri (Far Eastern brook lamprey)
Lineage: Eukaryota; Metazoa; Chordata; Hyperoartia; Petromyzontiformes; Petromyzontidae
Gene: LCLAT1
Product: lysocardiolipin acyltransferase 1
Biological process (GO): phosphatidylinositol acyl-chain remodeling
Cellular component (GO): endomembrane system; endoplasmic reticulum
Molecular function (GO): acyltransferase activity
Source: RefSeq, a predicted model, not a curated record
CCGAUUGUUGAUUCCGGUUGUCAAAAAGCGACGGGGCGAUCAUCGCGGGGCGGAUUGCGCGUCCCCCUCGCAGCGCCUGACGAUUGUUGUCACAGUAAUAAUGUUUACGUUGUUAACGUUUUAAAGUUCAUCCGAGGGCCAACCUGCUCGGAUCUUGAGACGGAUUUGUACACAGACACGGAGAAGAGCCGAGCGAUUGAGCGGCAGAGUGAAUGGGAGGUCAGGAGAUUGUACAACCAAGUAAGACGCGGAGUGGACGAGUGUUUCAGAGAGUGGACAAGUCGACAAGGCACAGAGUAGAGGAGUGACCAACAACAAGGGGAGUGGUGGACGGCAGAGGGGGCCGCCAUGCAGGUGUCACUGGGCGGCAUGUACUUUGCCAUCAUGCUCUUCCUGGGCAGCUUCCUGGGUAGCGUGUUCAUGCUGGGACCCUUCCUGCCUCUGCUGCUCGUCAACCCGCCCUGGUACCGCUGGCUCACCGACCGCAUCGUUGCCACCUGGCUAACGCUACCCGUGGCGCUGCUGGAGUUGGUGUUCGGCGUCAAGGUGGUGGUGACGGGCGACGGUUUCCGCCCAGGCGAGCGCAGCGUCAUCAUCAUGAACCACCGCACGCGCCUCGACUGGAUGUUCCUGUGGAACUGCCUCCUCCGCUCCAGCUACCUGCGUCUCGAGAAGAUCUGCCUCAAGUCGACGCUCAAGCACGUGCCGGGCUUCGGCUGGGCCAUGCAGGUGGCGGCGUUUGUGUUUAUUGCACGACGCUGGGAGCAGGAUGAGCAGCACAUUACGCGCCACCUCGACUACUUCACGGCCAUCGACCAGCGCCUCCAGCUGCUCUUCUUCCCCGAGGGCACCGACCUGACCGCGAACACUAAAGCACGAAGCGACGAAUUUGCCGAGAAGAACGGCCUGCCCAAGUAUGAGCACGUGCUCCAUCCACGCACCACCGGCUUUACCCACAUCGUACAGCGCCUACACUCAGGUGGGAAGCUGGACUGUGUACACGACGUUACGGUCGCCUACCCUUGCAGCUUCCCGCAGAACGAGCUGCAGCUCCUCGCCGGCCGCUUCCCGCGCGAGAUCCACUUCCACGUGCGGCGCCACCCGAUCUCCACGCUGCCCCCCGACGCCGCUGGCCUGGCCGCGUGGUGCUGCGACCGCUGGCUCGACAAGGAGGCCAUGCUGCACUCCUUCUAUGAACGAGGCUCCUUCGUGGCGCCGGCGACUGAACCGUCGCCAACGACCGCCAGCUCAAAUGGCGCCGUCGUUGCGGCCGCACACAUGGAGCCACCGGUGCCGCAGUGCAAAUCGGAGCUGCGCGUUCGUUGCGUGCAGUGGCUGUCGCUCGUUUGGUGGACGGUGUUCACGUGCGUUGCCGCACCGGCGCUCCUGUACAGCUCGGCGGUGGCGCGUGCAUACUUUGUGGUGGCGUGCACGUUCUUCGCGCUGCAGGCGCGUGUCGCCGGCGGCCUUGAAAAGCUGGAGGUGGCGUGGUUCCCGCACUGGCAGCGGCUCAGUGGGUACGGGGCCGUCGCCAGUCGGGGCUCCUGAGAAUUGUGGACUUGCGUAAAUUUGCACGCCGCUGUUCACGAUUCUUAGGCCUGAGCCCCUCCUCGUGCCCCAACUCAUCCCUCUGAUCGCUCAGUCCACGCUUGAAAGAGAUUUACAGUGUAAUAUUUGUCAGAAAACUGGCAAUGUCCACUGUUUUGUGCCAGUUAAAAAAAUGAUUCCCACUCAUGAUUCAGGUCCUGAUGGUCUCUGAGCUCAAUCAAAGUGAUUUCCCAUUUAAAUGAGCGCACAGCGGCAAUCGUCGCCAAUAUACAGCCCUGAGCCAGUCGCACAAAUUCCACAUUACUUAGGCCAGGACUGAUCCAAUCCAUAGAUCAAUUACUCAUACUUUUCCACAAAGUGGUACCACCGCUCCACCAAAACAAUUAUGUAACUUUAAAUUUCCUUGGAACCUUCGACCUUGCUGCGCUGAACAGCACAGGGGGCGACGAAACUUUUCCCACACCUUCUGGUCUGCAGCCAGCUGAGCCACAUCGUCCUAUGUUACGCAACUGCUGUCAGAAUGAUACAUUUCAAAGUGGAAAAUGGUAUUCUUUCAUCCUCUGCCUGCAUAAGCAUUUCAUUUUUAGGCCGUGCAUUGUUUUUUUCCCAGUACAUGAGGAUGUUCAUCAGCUUGGGGCGGGCGGUGGAGCGGUUAACAAUUUCUCAAUCGAAAAUACCACUUUAAAAAAAAAACUAAAUCGUCCGCCUUCAAAUUAAUGCUCACAUCAACGGCAACACCACCAAAAUGCAAAGCUUCAUUAAAACUCGUUAAUAUUUUUCGAUAUAAAAAAACUCAGUAGCCAUGCAAUUUUUGCUCGUUUUAAAAACAUCGCGGCAUUUGUUUUUUUCAUACGUGUUUUAAAAAAAGUUUAAUUGAUUGUUACCAUGACGUCACCAUGGAUUCUUAAGGUAAUCGUGUUAGUGAUGUUAUUUUAUGCAAUGUUUUACCGCCAGAACUACGUACAUUCACCUUUUUGUCAUCGUUCGGACAUGUAUUUUUUGUUGUCACCACCAUCGCACUUAUUUAAAUGAUUCUAAACGUUAGAUACUCGAGGUGGCUGGGUGGUGCUAGGACAAACGCGCAACACACUGGAGCAAAUGGUCUGACAACGUCUAGGAUUCAGCCCCAAAUCUGUUGAAGCAAAAACAAAAAAACUGUUCAUGAAUGGUAAAGGGCUCUUUGAUGAAUGUAUAAGGAGGAGAGGAAAGCCCUUGCGUGUGUGGUGAGUUUCGCUCGUUUCAGUUGUCUCAGAAUUUAGUGCAAGGAAAACACCUAUUGCAAUGUUUUAUUUAAACUUAAUUAGUGCUGAACACUUGAUUUGAUCGUGUUGUAUAAGCUCAAUUUUUUUACAGUAGAUGCCCCCUAAUCUGAUUGUUUAGGUGCGAGGGAUAAAAAAAAGAACUGUUACCAAGUUGGUAGCAGAGGCAACAAAAGGUUGUGAAAUAAAACGAGGGCAAAUGGUCAUUGUUUACUGCAACAGUGUGUCAUUGUAUUUUAUUGGGCCAUAGAGCCCUGCAAAAAAUAUUUUCUUAUAUGACAUAAAUCAUCUUAGUAGUUGCAUUUAUUUCACUGCUGUUCUGUGUCUUGGUCUCACAUUUAUAGACUUUUUCCGGUCUAAUUGUAACGUGGUGUAGGAACACGUUUUCACCGAAUCAUAAGAUUCCAUUUGGCACGAGCUGUCCUGACGAUGACGGGUUGGCAGUUCGUGACCAGGGCGCGUGCGGUGUGCACGGCGAUUGUACACGAGUGGCGCGUACAGCUUGUUUUGUUUUUAAAUUGCGACUUGUUAUGCUAAUGUGAUGUUUUGUCUUCUGCCUUGACAAAUAUAAAUAUAAACACA